Messenger RNA from Hydra vulgaris (swiftwater hydra), 2376 nucleotides. RefSeq names its product mucin-2-like. The record is from RefSeq and is a predicted model, not a curated record. Lineage: Eukaryota; Metazoa; Cnidaria; Hydrozoa; Anthoathecata; Hydridae.
AUGGCGACAGUGAACAUUUUAUAUGACUAUCUUUUUGAUGUUGGUUUCAGACCUUCGAACUCUUCAGGUUUUACUGUGAGGCUCACAGUUAAACCUACAACAACAACUACUGAAGUUACAACAACAACAACCGAAGGCACAACCACAACAACUGAAGUUCCAACAACAACAACUGAAGCUACAACAACAAUUGAAAGUACAACUACAACAACCGAAAAUCCAACCACAACAACUGACGCUACUACAGCAACGGAUGCUUCAACUACAACAACCGAAGCUACAACUACAACAACCGAAGCUACAACCACAACAACUGAAGCUCCAACCGCAACAACCGAAGCCACAACUACAACAACUGAAGUUCCAACAACAACAACUGAAGCUACAACAACAACUACUGAAGCUGCAACAACAACAGGAAGUACAACUAUAACAACCGAAAAUCCAACUACAACAAAUGAAGCUAUUACAACAACGGAUGCUUCAACUACAACAACCGUAGCUACAACUACAACAACCGAAGCUACAACCACAACAACUGAGGCUCCAACCACAACAACUGAAGCUCCAACCACAACAAUCGAAGACACAACUACAACAACUGAAAUUCCAACAACAACAACAACUAAAGUUACAACAUCAACAACCAAAGGCACAACCACAACAACUGAAGCUCCAACAACAACAACAGAAGCUACAACAACAACAACUGAAGCUACAAGAACAAUUGAAAGUACAACUACAACAACCGAAAAUCCAAACACAACAACUGAAGCUACUACAACAACGGAUGCUUUAACUACAACAACAGAAGCUACAACUACAACAACCGAAGCUACAACCACAACAACUGAAGUUCCAACAGCAACAACUGAAGCUACAACAUUAACUACUGAAGCUGCAACAACAACAACUGAAGUUACAACAACAACAACCGAAAGCACAACCACAACAACUGAAGCUCCAACCACAACAACUGAAGCUACAACAACAACAAUUGAAGCUGCAACAACAAUUGAAAGUACAACUACAACAACCGAAAAUCCAACCACAACAACUGAAGCUACGACAACAAUGGAUGCUUUAACUACAACAACCGAAGCUACAACUACAACAACCGAAGCUACAACCACAGCAACUGAAGCUACUACAAUAACAGAUGCUUUAACUACAACAACCGAAGCUACAACUACAACAACCGAAGCUACAACCACAACAACUGAAGCUCCAACCACAACAACCGAAGCCACAACUACAACAACUGAAGUUCCAACAACAACAACUGAAGCUACAACAACAACUACUGAAGCUGCAACAACAAAAGGAAGUACAACUACAACAACCGAAAAUCCAACUAGAACAACUGAAGCUACUACAACAACGGAUGCUUCAACUACAACAACCGAAGCUACAAUUACAACAACCGAAGCCACAACUACAACAACUGAAGUUCCAACAACAACAACUGAAGCUACAACAACAACUACUGAAACUGCAACAACAACAACUGAAGUUACAACAACAACAACCGAAGGCACAACCACAACAACUGAAGCUCCAACAACAACAACUGAAGCUACAACAACAACAAUUGAAGCUGCAACAACAAUUGAAAGUACAACUACAAUAACCGAAAAUCCAACAACAACAACUGAAGCUACUACAACAAUGGAUGCUUUAACUACAACAACCGAAGCUAAAACUACAACAACCGAAGCUACAACCACAACAACUGAAGCUACUACAACAACGGAGGCUUUAACUACAAUAACCGAAGCUACAACUACAACAACCGAAGCUACAACCACAACAACUGAAGCUCCAACCACAACAACCAAAGCCACAACUACAACAGCUGAAGUUCCAACAACAACAACUGAAGCUACAACAACAACUACUGAAGCUGCAACAACAAAAGGAAGUACAACUACAACAACCGAAAAUCCAACUAGAACAACUGAAGCUACUACAACAACGGAUGCUUCAACUACAACAACCGAAGCUACAAUUACAACAACCGAAGCUACAACCAUAACAACCGAAGCCACAACUACAACAACUGAAGUUCCAACAACAACAACUGAAGCUACAACAACAACUACUGAAACUGCAACAACAACAACUGAAGUUACAACAACAACAACCGAAGGCACAACCACAACAACUGAAGCUUCAACAACAACAACUGAAGCUACAACAACAACAAUUGAAGCUGCAACAACAAUUGAAAGUAUAACUUCAACAACCGAAAAUCCAACCACAACAACUGAAGCUACUACAACAACGGAUGAUUUAACUACAACAACCGAAGCUACAACUACAACAACCGAAGCCACAACUACAACAACUGAACUUCCAACAACAACAACUAAACCU